UUGUUUCCACACAGGGACACCGUGCACCAGCUCAGAAGCCGGCUACGUAGCGCGUCGACCUAUUCGGCUGUUAUCCGCGCCAGUCAACGCUUCGUUAGAUAACGCAGUGUCGAUCAGGUGGAGCAGGUACCUGAGUUAGGCUAGUUCUUCAAGUGCGUGCCUUCUGUGAGUCAUAUAUGCGUGCGGGUUGUAGGGGUUGGCACUUCUAUGAACUUUUUUGUUAGUGUUUGUGCCUCUUUGUUGUAACUUUGGAUUUUAUCGAUGGUGUGAGUAACUUUUUACCGGCUGGAUCAGGAGUUGGUUUUGGAACUUGGAAAAGGGUCUCAUCAACAUGCAGACGGACUACGCGAUUUAUACCAGCUCAGCAUCCAUUCCCAUAGACAAGCGCAUAUCAACGUUGUCGCUGACUUCGAAGCAACACGACAGCGCUGAGUAUGCUAUAAACAGAUUUUCACAGAAGUACGACUCCUAUCAGGAGUUUCUCUACAGGAAUAACCAGCAGAGGAGGAGGUUGUCUUCCACCGGAGAAGGAAGCGGUGACUCCAGCACGACAGCCUCAGGAAGCAGUUACGGGGAACGUGAGGAUGGCAGCGAAGGCCGCGCUGAAAGCGACGAGACUGAGAGAGAGGAGAGGAAGCCUUUGGAAGGACAGAUCACGGAUUCGGAACGUCAGCAAGUCGAGACGUUCUUCAAGGGACUAAAAACCCAGAUAUACGUCAGUGGAUCUCUGGCAAAUCUGUACACCAGGACUCCCGCUGAUGUGGAGUGGCAGUUGAAAUAUACGGGAAUUCCGGUUGUUAUCCUAGACGUGGGCGAAUCUCGAGCCAGAGACAAAAGGCGGAUACAGAUCGCUUUGGCAGAGAGAGGGACCUGCUUCAUGCUCUGGAGAGACACGAUCGACAAUUUAUCCUCAUAUAAAGUAGAUGGACCCGCCUUCCACACAAUGCGCUAUUCAUCCGAUCACACAAUGCAAGUGGGCUUCAGUUUCGAUACCACCCAGCACGCAAACGAAAUGUGGACACAUAUCGAACGUCUGGUAUCCUGCCCGGAGAAUAUUUCGCUGUCGACUCCAGGUAAGAAGAAAAAGAAGAAAGAAAAGAAACUGCCGAAGCCGCCACCCCUGCCCCCAAAGAGCCACAUAUCGCAGCCCUGCUGCUUCCAGCACAUAACCUCCGUGGACAGGGACGACACCACACGGUUCUACUCGCUGAAAGAGCUGCUGCCUCCCACACCGGUAAAUCCACGGUUGCAUCAACUCCAUGAAGUCUAACUGAGCCUGACUGAGUUGUAUGUUGCGUCGCCAGGCGACCGAAUGUGACUGAAAGACAUUUUCUAAUUAUAUUUAAUGUGUACAUGUGUAAUCUUAAUUAUUAUAUGUGUCGUUUAAGUAUAUUAACUGUGGGCACCCCGUUCACGACUUAAUUAGUGCUCUUGCAUUAAGUACUUCAUUACUAUGAGGAGUAAACGUAGGUUAUUGUAGGAAAAGAGCACAAGAAAAUUUCCAUAAUAUCAAAAGUACGAAGCAAACAACUCGGAUAAGAGAUAAUUCAUUUGAAAGAUAUGAGAAAGCCGCAAAUCGUUGAUUGAAGGACGUUAUCAUUUAUUCAAACGUUUCCGGAUAUUUUUCUUCGAAUAAUUUGAUAAAAGUAAUAUAUUUUGAGGUGCAAUAACACUUACACCAUAGGCGUCAUGCAUUCACAAUGAUUUUACCUUCAAACAUUUCAAUAAACUGAAAGUGACGUUUUUAUUUAUAAGCGAUAAUACUUGGAACCUUUGCAUCGAACUUGAAACUUAAAUAGAUAUAAAACAUAUCUUUUCGACUUAUUUUACUGUCAAAUAUUUCUUUUAAUUAUGCUGAUAAAAUGUCUGGAAACUACGAAAAAAAAUAUGGUGAGUAUACAAAAAAACUAGCUUUCAUCUUUGACCAAUGAAGUUAAACAUACUGAUUCCAAUAUGCAGACGUAUAAAAAUCAUAAACUAGUCCUUAGCUUCAAAAGUUUUAAGACCUAACCUUAAAAAUUCCUAUCUUUUUACUUUCUAAGACUGAGGGCAGGAGGAAAUAUUUAUUAAAAUACCUGUAGAAUACUUAAGAAUAACAGUUUUCAAUUAAUUUUUAUGAAAAAUUUACUGAAAUUGAAAAUCAGUAGAUGUUGAACACGGAGUAGCAAAACAGUAGACCAAAUGUGUCAGUAGAUCUGAAAAAAAUCAGUAGAUCUACUCCUAAUCCUCCCUUCUGAAGUUUUUAUGAACAAAAUAAAAAUAUUGCUGUUGGAACUAACACUGAGCAGUUAUUGACCUCCGUUGUUCAUCUGGGGUGCCCCCACUUUUAUAAAACUUAUCGUUGUGGACCAAAAUCUACAUAUAUUCUUACUUAUCAAAAGAAAUGUCUUUAAAUGUAACCUAAAUAUGUUAGGAUCCCAAUUCCAACACCUAACCAAUUUCUUACAUUUAUCAGUAUUGUUCCAGAUAAAUCAUGAAGCAUACUGAAUAUAAUACAAAUUGUAUGUAUUCUCAUUCUCACAAACAUAAAAAUUACAGUUUGUAAUGUAUCAUAUAAGACUGUUCUUCUCAGAAAAUCUUGCAUCUGUUACAACCGCUAAAGACGAGAUGCCAUAAUUUUGAAAAAAUAUUAGAAUUAGAAGUCACAAAUAUCUUUGUUAGUUGUUAGCACAGUCUGUGUUACUAUAACUGUGUGUCUGUGUGUCACAAGUACUAUUUUAAAUAAGAAUUUUAGCAGUAUUUAAAGUUCAAAAUUACUAUUUUACGUAUGUUGUUGGUUUACUAUUUAAAGUCUUGUAGAAAUUAGUGGAAAUAAAAAAUCCAGGUAUUUAUUUAUUCACUGAAGAGUAGGGGUAGAAAACUUUGUAUGUAUUUACAAUUAUCAUUACGAAAAUAUGCUAUGAUUUAAUCUCUAUUAUCAAAAAUAGGUUUUUAAAAUUAAUCUGUGAUAUAUCAAUUAAUUAAAAUGGAUUUUAAAAAUAUAUAAAACGGUAGAUUUAUGGAUAUAAUAUCUUAAAUUCACAUGUUAUAAGUGUGCUAUUACUCAAAUCAUAUUGAAUAAUAACAGUAGGAUACACCUAGGAUGGAUAUAAGUAGUCUGUGUAGAAGAUUAAACUAUUUUUGUUUUAUUAUUGUUAUGAAACACUUGUCGCACUAGAGGCUUCAAGAUGUCUAUUUCUAAUAAAUAAAUAAUUAGAAACU
Messenger RNA from Anoplophora glabripennis (Asian longhorned beetle), 3201 nucleotides. RefSeq lists its product as uncharacterized. The transcript has 6 exons. Gene Ontology annotation, cellular component: nucleus. The record is from RefSeq and is a predicted model, not a curated record. Gene Ontology annotation, biological process: regulation of transcription by RNA polymerase II. Gene Ontology annotation, molecular function: DNA-binding transcription factor activity, RNA polymerase II-specific; RNA polymerase II cis-regulatory region sequence-specific DNA binding. Lineage: Eukaryota; Metazoa; Arthropoda; Insecta; Coleoptera; Cerambycidae. Bases 332 to 1270 code for a protein of 312 amino acids.